This is a messenger RNA of Hydractinia symbiolongicarpus, 1684 nucleotides long. RefSeq names its product methionine aminopeptidase 1D, mitochondrial-like. The record is from RefSeq and is a predicted model, not a curated record. Gene Ontology annotation, biological process: proteolysis. Bases 54 to 1103 code for a protein of 349 amino acids. Lineage: Eukaryota; Metazoa; Cnidaria; Hydrozoa; Anthoathecata; Hydractiniidae. The transcript has 8 exons. Gene Ontology annotation, molecular function: metalloaminopeptidase activity.
UAUUCACGUCUAAUGUUAUAUUUUAAGAGAAAAGCAGAUAAAUCAUUCUUGUUAUGUUGGAGAGGUUAUGUAGCCUGUUAAAAAGAACAAAGAAGUUACACACAAGAUCACAAUCUAAUGAUCACGUAAUACACUGGCCUUCAAAGCAAUCAGAAGCCUGCAAAGUUCCUGAUCAUAUACCAAAACCACAUUAUGCGUUACCAACGUCAAAGUCACUACUUAAAUCUGCAUUUAGCAAGUUCUCGAAGCCAACAUUAAAUGCAGAAAUUAAGGAUGCCGAAACUGUUGAAUGUAUUCGAAAGAGCUGUCUCAUUGGUCGACGUGUUUUGAAUCAUAUUCGAUAUGUUAUUAAGGAUGGGAUGAGUACAGCAGAUAUCGACUACAUAGCACACUCCCUCGUAUGUGAUGAACAAGCAUAUCCAUCGCCACUGGGAUAUAAAGGAUUUCCAAAAUCUAUCUGCACAUCUGUUAACAAUGUUGUUGUACAUGGUAUACCAGAUGAUCGCAAGUUGUUGUGUGGAGAUAUCAUCAAUGUGGAUAUUACAGUGUAUUGCAACGGAGUGCACGGAGAUUUAUCUGAAACCUUUAUGAUUGGUGAUGUUGAUGAUUCUGGAAAACGUUUAGUUAGUGUGACCAAGGAAUGUUUAAAUCAAGCGAUCAAAGCUUGUUAUCCGGGCCAGAAAUUCAGUGAAAUCGGAAAUAUAAUCAGUGGUAUUGCGUCAGCGCAUGGCUUUUUAGUUUCUCCACAUUUUGCUGGGCAUGGUAUUGGUGAAGACUUUCACGAGACGCCGCAAAUUCUUCAUCAUAGGAAUACAUUUGGUGGUAUUAUGAAGUCUGGUAUGGUUUUUACUAUAGAACCAGUUCUGUGUGAGGGCACUACUGAAAUCAAACAUUGGAAUGACGGAUGGACAGUUGUUUCAAGGGAUCAUCAGAGAUCAGCUCAAUUUGAGCAUACUGUCUUGGUGAACAAAAAUGGUGUCGAAGUUUUAACUUUGGAUAAUCCUGACGACGUGAGGUUUUUUUUGUUGAUAUUUUAUUUCUUUAUCAGAACGACCAAGUUUUGUGUUUUUCACCAUGAAGAUCGUGAAACGCAAUGGAAAUAAUUGUUAAGUGAUACUACACACACUACCUCAUCUGUGAGUAUUACACGUACGCUUGUUAAUCUCAUGUCAAAAAGGGCUGUUAGAAUGGUAUUCAAAAUGUCUAUGAGUUCCUGUGUUAUAAUCCUACUUAUUUUGCAGUGAUUAAUGCAUUUUAUUAGUAUAAUUAACAAAACUUUUAUUUCAUUGUAUUUAAUCGUAGAGAAUUCUUAAUUUGUCAUAUCUGGCGCCGUGAAGUAAGCUCAGUGCCACCAAAUACGCAGUUAAGCAUCAGACUUCUGUGUGCUAUCGGUGGGAAAUUACGAAUGUUUUUUUUUUAUCUGCGAAGAAGUGUAGCACAUUUUUUUGUUUAUUUUAGUCUUACUUGAACCCUUCAACGAGUCUUAAACGACUGCGUGAAUUGCUCCGUGAAAGAGAGUUGGAAAUAUGACCUGGAAGAUCCACGAAGUUGUCUUUAUAAAAGGUUCUCCUUUGUGGAGAUUUUCUUUUUUGUAAUAUUUAUAUUUUGUAUCAUCUAUGAUGGAGCGUUUUCGUACUGUUUAUAGCUUUCCUAACGUAAAGCGCUAAAAAGAUUUUUCGAAUUA